AUGGCCCAGGUGGCGGAGUCAAAUAAUAAUGACAUCAUAUGCCCGAAAGGAGAUCAUAAAGAAGCCUGUUACAGUCGGCAUUUUGAACCAUCAUCAGAGUGGAAAAUUGUCAAGGAAGGUCAAAUGAUACCUACAGGUUUGGAAAUACGAAUGGGUAUAGAUGGAAGUGGAAUUAAAGAGGCAAGAAUUGCCGGUGAUGAUCAUGGAAUGGACGUUUCAGAUGCUGAGAUAAUACCAGCCGGUGAUGAGAAGAUCGGUCUAGAUUCAAAUUCGAAUCCGGAACAGGUGCUCGAAGUUUCAGAAGCACUAAAAAAUGAUGGAAUCAAUAAUUAUAAGGAGCAGACUAGUUUCUCCGAUCGGGAGGAAUUCAAGAGCCUCAGCGGAUAUAUCAUCACUCUAGGCAAGCAGAGAAAGCUGAGUUCUGAGAACUUCGAGACAAUAGUCAAGAAUCUGGAAAGACUUGCCGAGCUCAGCUCCGAUUAUGAGAUAGGGUCAGAUGUGUCCAAAGGGCAUUCUCUAGAGUCACUUUUGGCAUUGUCAGGAAUUUCAGAUAACAGCAAUCAUAAGGAUGAAUUCGUCUUCAGUGGUCUAGGCCAAAAGGAAAUUGUAAAAGUUAAGGACAUGAGUUUGAGAUGCCUUUCAAGUGCUUUAAGGAAUAACGACGAGAGUUUAGCACAUCUUUCAGAGGCCAUUCCAGAUCGCGUUUCAUUUGUAACAAGGCUCAUUUCUCAGGAAACAAACCCUUUGCUUCAAAGGCGGAGAAUCGGGUUGCUAGGAGCGUUGAUAACCAAUGACGAGUUUGAACAAGCAAUCAAUAACAACUCGGUCAGGGAAUUGUUGGAAAGGCUUGGCAGAAACUCGCCGAAUGAAUUGGUUCGGGAACGCGUUAGCAAUACUUUGUCGGAUUUGGCAAAUAAGCGAGGGGACGAAGCGAUUGUGAAGCAAUGA
Messenger RNA from Brettanomyces bruxellensis, 948 nucleotides. RefSeq lists its product as uncharacterized. NCBI's taxonomy places the organism in Eukaryota, Fungi, Ascomycota, Pichiomycetes, Pichiales, Pichiaceae. The transcript has a single exon. Gene Ontology annotation, molecular function: adenyl-nucleotide exchange factor activity. The coding region runs from base 1 to 948 and encodes 315 amino acids. The record is from RefSeq and is a predicted model, not a curated record. Gene Ontology annotation, cellular component: endoplasmic reticulum.